GUGCGUGGUGAGCUGACAGCCGAAGCUGGUUGUGUUUGUAUCUAAGAGGGGGAAAAAAAAUAAUAAAAUACAAGUACAACAUGGCGAUGUAAGAGCAGAAUAUUACGAAACGCCUGAGUCAGACAACAAGUUAGAGAUGGUUAAUUAUUGUCUAGGAGCCUGCUUAAUGAUGUAGGCAUGAUAAGGUUGACUGACACAUGAUCUCCUCAUUCCUGGCAGCUGCUCCGGUUCUUGUUGUAUCAGCGCAAUCUCAGAAGUGAGCAGGAAUGUGGAGACUCGCAGCGCCCUGUUAAAACUCCCUCUGCCUCAUGCCCGCUUGGAGCGCCUUUCUUUUCUUUUUUCUUUCCUUUUCUUUUUUUAAAAAUACGUAAGCUGGAAGGUAACAGUGGGCAGAAUCAUCACACAGACGGGCUGAGCUGGAGUCUAUGCUGUUACUGGAUUGCUCAACGCUUGUGUCACCAAGAGGCUGGACUGGUCGGGCGGAGUGUUUGAGCUCAACAUCAGUGGAGCGCACUCACUCUCAACCUCUGCGAGUGAGGCGGUCUCUUUCUCUCUCUCUCUCUCUCUCUUCCUCUCUUUGUCUGUCUGUCUUUUCCCUUCUUUCUCUGUCGGAGCUUUUCAGGAUUGGAUUCCCCCCACCCCCCUCUCUCUCCCUCCUCACUGAAAGUACCUCUGAAGAGCAGGACGUUGGAUUUUACUGUUCUGAGAAGUCUCCGACGGGAAGAAAUGGAGCGCACAGUUGACAUAUUCUGCUAGGACGCAUCUUGAACAAGUGGACUCCCUCUUCAAUUUCUGAAUCUCAUUUUGUCCUAAAUGGUGAAUCGGCCCUUCAGGAUGAACUUGCAGUGCAGCAGCCCGGUGGUUCCCUGCAUCCGCAGAGUCGCCCACAAGCGCCUGGACUCGGACGAUCAGCCGCCGGCGAAAUGCGCGAGGCUGAGCGCCGAUUCGGGGGACCCGCAGGGACUCCUCGGCACGUCCCCCAGCUCCCCGGUCAGCCCCGCAGCCAACCCGGUCCCCGCCACCCACCAAGGACCGUCCAGGAUAGGAGCGUUCUUGCUGCUGCCCCUGGCGGACCGGGAGAGCCUCCACGGCGCGAUGAACACCGACACCGGCGAUGAGCUGCUGUGCAAGGUGUUCGACAUGGGGGUGUACCAGGAGAAGAUCAGAGCUUACGGCGUUCUGCCGCCUCACAGGAACGUGGCUGGCAUCAGGGACAUCAUCCUGGGGGAGCGCAAGGCCUACGUCUUCCUGGACAAGGACUUUGGGGACAUGCACACCCUCGUGAAGAGCUGCAGGCGCCUGGACGAGGUGCAGGCCCGCAGACUGUUCCGGCAGGUGGUCCUGGCCGUGGCACACUGUCACCAGGCGGGCAUCGUGCUGGGCGACCUCAAGCUGCGCAAGUUUGUCUUUGCGGAUGAGAAAAGGACACACGUGAGACUAGAGAGCCUCGAGGACUGCCGCAUCCUGGAGGAUCCCAACAGAGACUCUAUGUCAGACACCCACGGGUGCCCUGCCUACGUCAGCCCCGAGAUCCUCAGCGGCUCAACGCCGUACUCCGGCAGGAUGGCCGACAUGUGGAGCCUGGGGGUCAUGCUGUACACCAUGCUGGUGGGUCGCUACCCCUUCCACGACCCAGACCCGGCCACUCUGUUUUCCAAGAUCCGCAGGGGCCAGUGCUGCUUGCCGGAAGGCUUGUCGCCGAAGGCCAAGUGUUUGCUCCAGAGCCUGCUGAGGAAAGAGCCUUCAGAGAGACUAACGGCGGCCGAGCUGCUUGCUCACCCGUGGUUCCACCUGCCGCCGUCGCCACAGGAUGUAGCAUCGGGUGAGCAGGAGGUGAACUCGGCGGAACAGACAGUGCCAUCCUUUGAAGUGGAGGAGAACGACGACCUGUUCUGUUGACAGACGCGGCUGAGAGCCUGACUAAGAGACCAAAACAGAUCUCUGAGGGGAGUCGUCGUCAUUGUUGUCGUUUUUGUACAUUGGCACUUUUUAGAAACCUGUUUGUGUUUGUGUACUGGUAUGUGUACAUACAACCUCAAGCUUUCUACAGAAACUCACUGUACUGUAUUCCCAUGUCUUGUAUGUGUUACUUUGCUAAGGGCAUUGCUUACAAUGGUCAGUCAUUGUGCAAGUUGUGCAUUUUAAAACAAUAGCUGGUGCUAAAAGAAAUCACAAUGAUUCAAAAUUUGUCAGAUCGUUUUUAAAAGAAUAUUCUCUGCAGGCUUCUGUGAGUGUAUCACAUGAAUUUUAAACCCCUCUCUCUCUCUCUGUCUCUCUCUUUUGCAUUCAUGCACCUUCACAAAGCAUUAGCUGAAUCUUAACUGCGAUGGCCAGGGCUGUUGUUCCUCUCACUCUCUGGCCAGGCUGCGGCUGACUCAAUAGCUGACUCGAGGACGGUUUGAGCUCGAGCCCGACGUCCGCGAGCAGACAGUGACACAAAGUAGGAAAGAUGGUUUAGCAAGGGACUCGUGUGUCACACUCAGCGUGACACUACGGAGGUGUCUCACUGCCAAUCUGGCAAUGUCUGAGCGGAGAUCAUUUACAAAUCUCACACCAUGUGCAGAAGGUUGAGAAAGGCAGGAUGUUGUUGGUGUAAGACUUGUCACGCUCAGUCAGCAAAUAAUAGUGACACCAGUUCUGAAAGAAGUUCUUGUAAAUAGCCGAUACAUUGAAGAAAUGUCUGAUCUGACCAUGCAGCUGGGAACGGGCCAGUAUGAAAUUCUCACGCUAAAACAUUGGUUUGAAUUUCUGUGUAUUUAGAUAAAACCUCAAUCAACUAAUCUGUUGACCGACAGAUUAGUUGAUUGACAACUUGAUCUAAAAAAAAAGGAAAGCACCAUUAUUGCUAUUUGGAAAGACAGGAUGAAUUUAGUUUAAUUUAAAGUGCUUAUUGUCCAUGAAAUUACCCAUUUUGCUGCUGGCUAACUCACAUUAGCUGGCUAUUUGCUGUGCAGCUCUUAGCUGGCACAUUGGACUUUUAAAACAGCAUUGCUUUGUAAGAGCAGCGGCUGCUUCUCUGUUAGGUCAAGCAGCGUGGCUUGCUGUUGUUUCAAGGCUAAAAAUAUUUCCAAGCAGGCAAAUUUUCUCUUUUUGUAAGAACGUGAAGCAGCCUUCUUUUGGUUAGCUGAGCCAAAAACGUGAGCAGAAGUAGGCGAGGGCUUUACUGCCCUGCUAUACGCUAUAAUAACUGGAGAAAACUCUACCCACUCUGGUACUUUCUCCCAAGUGGAUUUCAAUCCAUAGGAACUUAAUGACAGGUGAUUUUCACUGUCUUAAAAUCGUAACUUUUUGAAACUUUGGCACACCGGGAUACCAAAAAACUGGCCAAUGCCAACACUUCGGUUUUUAGGAAUAAGUCUUAUCACCCAACACUAAGUUGUCACGGCAGUCAGAAACAGAAAGCGCCACGUUGCAUUAAAAAAAAUAUAAAUUUCUCUGUGAAGUGGUCAAACCAGUUCUUUCGAGUGUCUUUGGAACAGUGAUCAAACAAAGCCGAAUAGUUGCGCCUGCAUUUCGCUGUGCUUCGUAAACCGAAAGAGACUGAGUUGGUCGCAGUCUGGCAAUAUACGAUGUCUGUUGAUGAGUCAGCGCUUAAACUUGUCAGUAGAAACCGACUCUGACCUUGACUCAAGGAAUUUCUUCAGACCAGUUCACUUCUUUAUACUGUUUUUUUUUUUACUUUUAUCAAUCGUUUUUUUUUUUUUGUCGUCAGGGACAUGAUGUACAAAGCCUAAAAAGAGACAUUCAAAUUAUUUGGUUUGUGACAAAAGAGUGGAGACUUCCAGGUCUACUUCAUUCUGACACAAUAGUCUUGACAACGGUACUGAAUCUGGUACGUCUGAGGAGUGAUUAUUAACCUUCAAUUUCCGGAUGAGACAGUAGCUUUAUUCUAAAAGAAAAUAUCCUCUCGUUUGCUGGAGACUGUAAGAGGCUAGUGACAACUUGCAUUGUUCCUCACAAGGAAGUAAUUUAAGAGAUUUACGAUUUUUGUUGCGUUAUAUAUGUAGAGUGAGUCGCUCAUAUGACGUGUAAAGUAAACUGACACGGGUGCACAAUCUCCAUAUUGCACUGUGAAUCAUGUAGUUGUGACACAACCUGAAGGCUUCGUCAGCCCCUAGCGGUUACAUGUGAGAGUUAUAUUCAGUGUACAAAGUGUGUAAAUAUGUAUAUUUGAAGUAUAUGUUGAAUAAUUGAAUAAAGAUCACAGUUUUUCAUAUUCA
Poecilia latipinna (sailfin molly) is the source of this 4220-nucleotide messenger RNA. RefSeq names its product tribbles pseudokinase 1 (gene trib1). The transcript is spliced from 3 exons. NCBI's taxonomy places the organism in Eukaryota, Metazoa, Chordata, Actinopteri, Cyprinodontiformes, Poeciliidae. Gene Ontology annotation, cellular component: nucleus. The record is from RefSeq and is a predicted model, not a curated record. Gene Ontology annotation, biological process: regulation of MAP kinase activity; positive regulation of proteasomal ubiquitin-dependent protein catabolic process; protein phosphorylation. Gene Ontology annotation, molecular function: ATP binding; protein kinase activity; mitogen-activated protein kinase kinase binding. The coding region runs from base 814 to 1899 and encodes 361 amino acids.